Messenger RNA from Penicillium cinerascens, 318 nucleotides. RefSeq lists its product as uncharacterized. The record is from RefSeq and is a predicted model, not a curated record. The coding region runs from base 1 to 318 and encodes 105 amino acids. NCBI's taxonomy places the organism in Eukaryota, Fungi, Ascomycota, Eurotiomycetes, Eurotiales, Aspergillaceae. The transcript is spliced from 2 exons.
AUGCGGCUGAACUACAUCUUCGCCCUCCUUGGGCUAGCUGGUGCUACUAUUGCUGCUCCUGUAGCCGGCACUGAGACUGGUGUCGGCUCUGGCCUUGGCGGCGGCGGUGGCGGAGGUGCUGGCGGAGGCGGUGGUGUCGGUGGUGGUGAAGGUGGUGGUGCAGGUGGUGGUGCAGGCUUCGGCGCUGGCUUUGGCGCAGGUAUUGGCGGAGGAAUCGGAGGAGGCGCUGGCGGAGGUGCUGGCGGAGGCGGAGGUGCCGGUGGUGGUGAGGGUGGUGGUGAGGGUGGUGGUGAGGGUGGUGGUGAGGGUGGCUUCUGA